Messenger RNA from Talaromyces marneffei, 2028 nucleotides. RefSeq lists its product as uncharacterized. Gene Ontology annotation, molecular function: mRNA 5'-cap (guanine-N7-)-methyltransferase activity. The coding region runs from base 1 to 2028 and encodes 675 amino acids. The transcript is spliced from 4 exons. Gene Ontology annotation, biological process: 7-methylguanosine mRNA capping. The record is from RefSeq and is a predicted model, not a curated record. NCBI's taxonomy places the organism in Eukaryota, Fungi, Ascomycota, Eurotiomycetes, Eurotiales, Trichocomaceae. Gene Ontology annotation, cellular component: nucleus.
AUGGCGGAGGAGACGGCAGACGGUCGGCGUCUGUCAAUGUACGAUCCAGCUCGGGACAUAUUUGCAAAGGACGAACACGAUGGGUCCACAGAACGCGGUACAAGAACACACGACACUUCUGCUAGUCAUGGACAAACAGUUCCUAUUACUACUGCGUCAACAGCUGUUUCCCAGGCCAGUGCAGGCUUACAUUAUGAUCGCGCUUCUCACAUGCAGACUACGACAAACACUCCACCCUCAACCAAAACCGAGCCUGAAGUGAAACUUACUUCCAAGCCAAGCGAAGCUUUGUGUCAGGAUAAUAGUCGUUCUUCUGCAAUUGAGACGAAUUCAUCGCUACGAUCCGCACAUAAACAAAGCUCUUCGAUCACUACCUCAACUUCUUCGUCAAAAUUACCUCGACCGCGGACACCAAUGGCUGAUUCGACGCAAAACAAUCAGUCAGUCAGACAAGACCAGAAUGGAGCUGAAGCGCAGUCGUCGUCAGCGGAGAAACGAAAACCCACGGAAAAUGAGUCGGCAGACACUGCCAACCAAGGCGGUAGACAGCAACCUUCGAAGCGCAGACGCCGUGAAGAACGACCUCAGAGAGCUCCCCGACGUGAAGGUCCCUCUGCCUAUUCCCGACGAGACCGCUCCCCUCAAGGUCGCCCUUACGAUUCUCGCUCAGUGUCACCUGGGCGACGGGAAGCCGAAGCUCGACGAUCUCGUUCGCCGCUCCCUCGUCAACGAUCUAUCACACCUGAAGCCGAAGCUCGACAGAGGAAAAGACCUAGUGGAGGAGCGCGUUUGGGGACAGCUGGAAAGGAUUUGCUGAGACGUCGUCAGGAAGAGAGAGAACAAGCCCAACAACGGGAUGUCGAGAAGGAUCUACGGGAUCGCGGUGUCCACGAUGUCGUUCGGCAACACUACAACGCUGUGCCGGAGCGAGGACGGGAAUGGAGAAAAACAGAUAGUAAGAUCAAGGGACUACGGAGCUUUAACAACUGGAUCAAGAGUACUGUUAUACAAAAGUUCUCGCCAGACGAGGAAUUCUUGUCAAGCAAGACCGGAACCAAAGAAUGGGCUGCCGAUGCUGGAGGUCCUCCUGUUGAACGGAAGAAGCUGUUGGUAGUCGACCUAGGCUGUGGUAAAGGAGGUGAUCUUGGUAAAUGGCAGCAAGCUCCUCAGCCAGUUGAUCUCUACGUCGGACUAGAUCCUGCCGAGAUUUCCAUUGAGCAAGCUCGAGACCGGUACAAUGCAAUGAGAAAUCAGCGAAACCAACGAAAUAGACGCGGAAAUGCUCUUUUCCAUGCCGAGUUCCAUCCCAAGGAUUGCUUCGGUGAAUGGUUAGGAGAUCUUCGCAUCAUACAGGAAGUGGGCAUCGACGCCAAUGUUGGUCCUGACGCUAACCUCAUGAACGCACGAUGGGGUGGCGGUGGAUUCGACGUCGUCGUCAGCAUGUUCACAAUGCAUUAUGCCUUUGAAUCCGAACAAAAGGCACGACAGAUGCUACAGAAUGUAGCUGGCGCACUCAAAAAAGGCGGACGUUUCAUAGGUGUUGGACCAAAUUCGGAUGUGAUUAGUGCCAACAUUGCCGAAUAUCACAAAAAGCGCAAAGCUGAGAAGGAGGCCAACCCUAAAGACGAAGCCGCCGUAGAGGAUGGCGAGGUGGCAGAAGAGGAGAAGCUGGAAUGGGGUAACAGCAUCUAUCGAGUACGCUUCCCUGGUGCUACUCCUGAGGAUGGAGUAUUCCGUCCACCGUUUGGUUGGAAGUACAGUUAUUUCAUGGAGGAAGCUGUUGAAGAGAUUCCGGAAUACGUUGUUCCGUGGGAAGCUUUCCGAUACCUCACUACGGAGUAUAAUUUGGAACUGGUGUACCGCAAGCCAUUCCUUGAGAUCUGGCAUGAAGAGAAAGAUGACCCCGAACUCGGCCCGUUGAGUGAACGAAUGGGCGUUCGUGCCCGCGGAGGCGGAGAACUUCUCGUCAGCGACGAAGAGCUCGAUGCAGCUAGCUUCUAUCACGCUUUCGUCUUCCAAAAGGUUUAG